UGUCACAAUGAUCCCGUCUAGCAACAGCACAAUCACUUCGUCGGUUCCAAAUGUGAGCACCUUCUGGAUUCGAGACUCCCAAAGAAAAGGACUUCCCAAUGAAGCUCCAUUGUUCACUAGCACCUAUGGCCCUUCCCAUACAAAUGAGAGCUUUUUCUUCACUACUGUGGUCAUGACCAAUGUGUCGAAUGUUCCUCCUGAUCCUCUGGGAGGACAUGCUGUCUGGCAAGUUGUCCUGAUUGCUUUCCUCACUGGCAUUCUGGCCCUUGUCACCAUCAUUGGAAACAUCCUGGUGAUUGUAGCAUUUAAAGUCAACAAACAGCUGAAAACGGUUAACAAUUACUUUUUGUUAAGCCUUGCUUGUGCAGACCUGAUAAUUGGUAUUAUUUCCAUGAACCUUUUCACCACAUAUCUAAUCAUGGGCCGCUGGGCUUUGGGAAACCUGGCCUGUGACCUAUGGCUCUCCAUUGACUACGUGGCAAGCAAUGCUUCUGUCAUGAAUCUGCUGGUUAUCAGUUUUGACAGAUACUUUUCCAUCACAAGGCCACUGACCUAUAGAGCUAAACGAACAACCAGAAGGGCUGCGGUGAUGAUUGGCUUAGCUUGGGUUAUCUCAUUCAUCCUUUGGGCUCCUGCUAUUCUCUUCUGGCAAUAUUUUGUUGGGGAGCGGACUGUUGAAGAGGGAGAAUGUUAUAUCCAGUUCCUAAAUAACCCUGUCCUCACUUUUGGCACUGCCAUAGCUGCCUUUUAUUUGCCAGUUACCAUUAUGAGUAUUUUGUACUGGAGGAUAUACAAGGAGACGGAGAAACGUACCAAAGAGUUAGCAGGACUCCAGGCUUCUGGCAGUGAGGCUGAGGCAGCGUGCUUUGUCAACCAGACAGGAAGCUCCAGAAGCUGCAGCAGUUAUGAACUGCAGCAGCAGAACACAAAACGUACCAGCCGAAGAAAAUAUGGAGGCUGCAACUUCUGGAUGACAUCCAAGAGCUGGAAACCCAAUUCGGAUCAAGUUGAUCAGGAGCAUAGCAGCAGCGACAGCUGGAACAACAAUGAUGGCAAUGCAUCCCUUGAGAACUCUGCCUCUUCUGAUGAAGAUGACAUUGCCUCAGACACUCGGGCCAUCUACUCCAUCGUACUAAAGCUUCCAGGACAUAGUACAAUUCUCAACUCUACAAAACUGCCUUCAUCAGAAGAUCUGCCAGGGUCAGAGGAUGAACUGCAGAAGCUCGACACAGAGCUGAAGGAGCAGAAACCAAAAAGGCUUCAUCCGCAAAAGAGCAUGGAUGAUGGGAAUUUACAGAAAUGCUUUCCCAAGCUUCCAGUUCAACCAGGAUCUGCGGUAUACGCAGGAAAGGCUUCUGACUGCAUUUCAGCAGGGACAAAGGCAUCGUCUGCCUUACCUUUAUCAUUCAAGGAAGCCACCCUGGCCAAGAAGUUUGCCUUGAAGACAAGAAGUCAGAUCACCAAACGAAAGCGAAUGUCACUAAUCAAAGAAAAGAAAGCUGCACAGACACUUAGUGCCAUUUUGUUUGCCUUCAUUAUCACCUGGACCCCAUACAAUAUCAUGGUCCUGGUAAACACCUUUUGUAAAUGUAUCCCCAAGACCUUUUGGAACCUGGGGUACUGGCUUUGCUACAUCAAUAGUACAGUGAACCCUAUGUGCUAUGCACUGUGUAAUAAAACAUUCAGAACCACAUUCAAGAUGUUACUGCUCUGUCAGUGUGACAAACGUAAACGACGUAAGCAACAAUAUCAGCAGAGACCGUCAGUCAUUUUUCAUAAGCGGAUUCCCCGGGAAGCUUCGUAGAAUAGUAUUUUUUAAUCACAGUAAUAAACAUUAAAGGGAGGGUGGUUGCUGGAGCCAACUACAUAUCUUCAAGAUGUGAAAGUAGCAGCCUGGUGUAUGUAUCCUUUUAAUACUUCCUGUAUACUGUAACAGUUUAAGCCACAUUAAGCAAAAACUAAUUACAAAUGUAUUUAUUAAGGAGCAAUCAGAUAUCUGAAGAUUUAUCUACACAGUUCCAAAAAGCUGCAGACAAAACUGUUAGUGAUCUAUUCAGCCCUGCACUUGUUAAUCCAUUCUGGGAUCUCAGGAGAGCACCCAUAGCUAGCCCUCUCCCAACAGUUUUUCUAAUAAAUCUGGUAGGAUCCACUAUGUCACAAAUUGGACAGAUCUAUUUCAAAAUGUGGGUACAUGUGUGUUCCAAAUACUAUACAGAUGUCCCAAACAUCUUAGAGCUUCCCAUCUUCUCCUUUUGUAGGUAUAAUGUCUAUUUGUGGACCCAGUUUAUUAAAUAACCUGUGCAGGAACAUCCCACGUACUCAGCUCUUGCCAUAUGUUUACAGGAAAGGUGAGGUCUUGUCUUUCUCAGCAGUAAUUACCAUCACUAUAAGAUGUGAGCAGCACAAGGGGCCUUGAAAACAGUUUUUCAGCACUUGUUUAUAGUUUAUUGAUUUGGGCAAUCUUAAAUGGCAACUCCACAAAAGAGAUUUUAUGUACAACCGUGAAGAAUUUCUAAAGGAUGCAUGUUAUAUCUGUACAUUUAAGCAGAAGAACUGAGUAUGUAUGUUUUUCAAGUAGAGAUAGCCUUCAAACCUUAAGAUAUCCUUUAAACUGGAGAUGUGUGGCCACAUGCAGAAGGCUGAGUAUUUAAUUUAACACAGGGCAUGAGAAACUGGGUACAGGCUUUACUUCAGCUUUAAAUGCAAGGGUCACAGAGGGACUUGGAUUUCCAUGCAGUACUUAGCACCCAGUGUAGCCCUGGGAAUCUCUUAAGUUGUAGAAAAGCUGGAACACAGUCCCUGUGCCAA
Molecule: messenger RNA, 2808 nt
Organism: Python bivittatus (Burmese python)
Lineage: Eukaryota; Metazoa; Chordata; Lepidosauria; Squamata; Pythonidae
Source: RefSeq, a predicted model, not a curated record